Molecule: messenger RNA, 765 nt
Organism: Erigeron canadensis
Lineage: Eukaryota; Viridiplantae; Streptophyta; Magnoliopsida; Asterales; Asteraceae
Exons: 1
Coding region: 1-765 (254 amino acids)
Molecular function (GO): acetylglucosaminyltransferase activity
Source: RefSeq, a predicted model, not a curated record
AUGGUUUCCUUAACUACAAAUUUCAAAGCACUUGCAUUUUCAGCAUCUAUCUUUAUGGUCUUUGUGUUUUUCCCAUUCAUUAACAAACCCAUUUCACUCCAAACCAAUUUUAUUCAUCUUGCUACACCACCCUUGUCUCAACAACCAAAUGAUGCCACCAACAUUUCCCAUCUAGUUUUUGGCCUCGUGGGCUCGACCAAGGCAUGGCGCUACCGAAAAUCCUAUACGGAGUCAUGGUGGCGUCCAAACGUUACUCGUGGCUACCUCUACCUCGACACGCCUCCCACUCAAGACCUCUUACCAUGGUCACAAAAAUCACCUCCUUUUCGUAUUUCUGACGAUAACACAAAGUUAUUAGAAGAAACCAAACAUGUUGCACCAAUAAUGGUUCGAAUGGUUCACGCCGUGAUUGAAGUAUUUAGAGAAGAACACGAAAAUGUACGGUGGUACAUCAUGGGAGAUGAUGACUCGGUUUUCUUUGUUGACAAUAUGGUUGAUGUUUUGUCGAAAUAUGAUCAUACAAAGUACAUAUAUAUUGGUGGUCACUCGGAGUGUAUAACAUCAAACCAAGCAUUUUCUUAUGACAUGGGAUUUGGUGGAGCUGGACUAAUAAUGAGUUACCCUUUGGCAAAAAUGGUGCAAAAAAAUAUAGAAGAUUGUUUUAGAAGGUAUCCAUACUUAACAAGUGCUGAUCACAUUUUAAUGACUUGUGUCAAUGAUUUUGGAGUCUCGGUGACUUCUCAUCAAGGUCUUCAUCAGGUAUAA